Molecule: messenger RNA, 723 nt
Organism: Dama dama (fallow deer)
Lineage: Eukaryota; Metazoa; Chordata; Mammalia; Artiodactyla; Cervidae
Product: zinc finger protein 42 homolog
Exons: 2
Coding region: 1-723 (240 amino acids)
Biological process (GO): regulation of transcription by RNA polymerase II
Cellular component (GO): transcription regulator complex; PcG protein complex
Molecular function (GO): DNA-binding transcription factor activity, RNA polymerase II-specific; RNA polymerase II cis-regulatory region sequence-specific DNA binding
Source: RefSeq, a predicted model, not a curated record
AUGGACCAGCAACUGAAGAAACGGGGAAAGACACCUAGCCAGAAAGGCCUGGGUAGAAGAGCUGCCAGUAGGGGCAAGUCGCUGCCAGCCCAGCAGGAACCUUCUGACACGACAUGGAUCUUACGUGAUGACGAUGUCUCACUUCUUGAAUGUUCCUUGGAAUACAUGAAAAGAGACGCAAAACAAGAACUUCCUCAACAGAUUGUUGGAGAGAAUCCACUUCUUGAGUUUUCUGAGUACAAGCCAAGCAAGAAGCUUCCACCCGGAGGAAUACCCAACGCGGACUUUUCAGAACCUAAACAGUUCAUGGGAUGCACAAGAAGGAAGCCAAGUACAAAUAAAGAAUAUGGUGCUCCAGAAAAACAUGUCUGUCCUCAAGAUGGAUGCAUAAGAGAGUUCAAGAAUAAAACAUCCCUGAGAAAGCAUCUUCGAGUUCAUAAUCCCCGAGAUCAUGUGUGUGCAGAAUGUGGGAAAGCCUUCAAGGAAAGUGCAAAGCUAAAAAGACAUUUUCUGGUUCAUACUGGAGAGAAGCCAUUUCCAUGCACUUUUGAAGGGUGCGGAAAACGCUUUUCCCUGUCCUUCAACUUGCGUACACACGUGCGCAUCCACACUGGGGAGAAACCUUUUGUGUGUCCUUUUGUAGGCUGUCGCAAGAAAUUUAUUCAGUCAAAUAACAUGAAAGCCCACCUCUUGACUCACGCAAAGGCCAACAGGAGUCUGUGA